GUGUAACAUCAAGGAUGUUCAACAUCCACGGAACAUUUGAAUAACUAAUGUUAUUACGUAAGUUUUUCCGAUUUUAUCUGGAAGUACACUCUGUACUUGGCAUUCAAUAGUCUCAUUACACUUCCGAAAGGAAGAUGUGGCCUUUAAUAAUUUUUGUUUUACUCCUACUAGUGUUCAAAGAUGUUGUGGAGAAACCGGAGUCGUAUCCGCCAGGUCCACCUUUGAUGCCUUUUAUAGGCAAUUUGUUAUCACUUUGGCUAAGCUUGAAGAAACUUAAAUAUCAUCACAGUGUAUGGCAAGAUUGGGCCAAGAAAUACGGCAACAUACUUGGUCUUCGAUUUGGUUCUACUAACGUAGUUGUGGUUUCUGGUAAAGAUAUGAUCAGGGAAGUGUCUUCUAGGGAAGUGUUUGACGGUAGACCGAAUGGAUUUUUUUAUUUGCUUAGAUCUUUCAAUAAGAAACUUGGAUUAGUAUUUUCUGAUGGUGCAACAUGGACGAAGACGAGACGGAUGGUUUUGAAAAGCCUCAGAGUCUUCGGUUAUGGUUCGCGUUCUAUGGAGGCCAAUAUAAGCGAAGAAUGCAAUGCACUGAUUGACAUGCGAAUGGCUGAUGCUGGAGUACCGGUAGUGGUCAAUCACAUGUUCGACGUAUGCAUCGUCAAUAUACUGUGGAAGCUAGUUGCUGGCAAAAGGUAUGAUUUGGCAAACGAGCAAUUAAAAGUUUUGUGCGAUCUAAUCACAAGAUCCUUCAAAGUUGUUGAUAUGAGUGGAGGUAUAUUGAAUUUCUUGCCGUUCCUCAGGCAUGUUGUACCAAAUUUAAUUGGAUAUACCGAGCUAAGAGCCAUUCACGAUGCUCUGUAUGACUUCUUACGUACUACAGUAGAAGAACAUCAAAAGACGAUCGAUGCAAGGAAGCCAAGGGAUGUUAUAGACAUGUUUUUAAUUGAAAUGAAUUCGAAGAAGAGUGACUUUUCUACUGAAGAGCUACUAGUAAUAUGCCUCGACCUUCUUGAGGCUGGAGUAGAAACUGUCAGCAACACAGCCGUGUUUAUGCUCUUGCACGUCGUAAGAAAUCCAGAAGUUCAGAAGAAAUUGCAAUACGAAAUUGACGUUGAAGUUGGAUAUUCUCGACGCCCUACUCUGAGUGAUCGAUCUAAGAUGGUUUAUACAGAAGCGGUUCUGCUUGAGUCACUGCGCAUAUCGAGUGUAGCUGCUGUGGGAAUACCGCAUAUGGCAUUGGAAGAUGCAAAACUUGGCAAUUACACGAUACCUAAGGACACAUUUGUGUUACUGGCUAUCCACGAUCUCCACAACGGUGAACAUUGGAAGGAUGCUGCAUCGUUUCGUCCGGAGCGCUUCCUAACCAAAGAGGGCAACCUAAUACAAGACGAAUGGCUGAUGCCUUUUGGAAGCGGUAAAAGACGGUGUAUUGGCGAAGGAUUGGCCCGUUCAGAACUGUUCAUGUUUCUGACCAAUCUGUUGCAAAGUUUCAACCUUAAAGUGCCUGAAGAAGACCCUCUACCAAGCACAGAACCCAUCGAUGGAGUCACUCUCUCCGCUAAAGAAUUUAGAAUUGUAUUUGAACCUAGAAAUAUACGUCACAAAUCAACUUACUAGUAGUUGAUAAUAAUUUAUUUCUCAAUACCGAUAAGAAAAACAUAUUUAUUAAGGCGUGUACCUACGCAAUAGAGAUAUAGUUAGGUACUUAACUUUUAUGUUUGAUAUCUUAUAUUGUACCAACACGAUUAUAAUAAUAUACUUAUGUUUCGACGGGUAGGUAUAUAGGUACCUAUCAGUGGCGAAGAAUGGAAUUUUGUCGAAGGUAAGCCGGCGAAGGUAAAGAAAAGUAAAUUAACGCUUGAUACAAAUUCCGGUUUUUCAUACAUCCAUACAUAUUUAUUACAAUAAUGAAUGUAGUAUGUAUGGAUUUUUAAAAGGUAACCCGGCGGGAAUCGACCGGUAAGGACUCUUCACCGCUGGUACCUUUAAAGAAUGAUUGUUAAAAUAUAAAUUAUAUUAUUUUAAAUUUAAACUAUAUGAUUAUAUUGGGUGUGGGACUAUAUAAUAAACGAUUAAAAUACGUAUAGAGCGACAAUAGAUUUAAUUUAAUUUAGUCUUAUUAAAUUUAAUUUAGA
This is a messenger RNA of Bicyclus anynana (squinting bush brown), 2134 nucleotides long. It is a transcript of the gene P450, whose product is annotated as farnesoate epoxidase. The record is from RefSeq and is a predicted model, not a curated record. Gene Ontology annotation, biological process: xenobiotic metabolic process. NCBI's taxonomy places the organism in Eukaryota, Metazoa, Arthropoda, Insecta, Lepidoptera, Nymphalidae. The coding region runs from base 135 to 1616 and encodes 493 amino acids. Gene Ontology annotation, cellular component: intracellular membrane-bounded organelle; cytoplasm. The transcript is spliced from 9 exons. Gene Ontology annotation, molecular function: oxidoreductase activity, acting on paired donors, with incorporation or reduction of molecular oxygen, reduced flavin or flavoprotein as one donor, and incorporation of one atom of oxygen; heme binding; iron ion binding.